AUGAUGUUUUGGGGGUCCAAAAAUGGUAUUAGCUCAAAGUACCAGUAUUCCAGCACACCGACAUUUAUGGCAGAGCCUUGGUCUGUAUACACAGCAAAACCAAAAUCGUCGAGUAGCAGCAGCAGCAACACAGUGGAUAAAGUUUCGGUGUUUAUAUUCGAUAAAAAACAGUUUGAAAACUACUUACUUCAUUACGGGAUUAUUAAGUCCAAACACUCCUCUCAAGAUAAGCUGUUUCUCAGCGAAGCUUACUCGGUAUUGAAGAACCAAGUAAAUAACCUAGCGAAAUUUAAGCAUCCAAAUAUCUUGCAACUAGUGGAGCCAUUAGAGGAGCAUUCUAAAAACUUUAUUUUCGUUACAGAAUAUGUAUCAGGCUCAUUGUUCAACCUCUUUCAAGAUCAAGAGCCUUCCUCAUCGUUUGGAGAAGAACUACUACAACCCAAUGAAACGGAUUCGCUGACAAUACAAAGAGGUAUUUUACAGGUAUGCCAAGCGUUGGAUUUUAUUCAUAAUAAAACCUCAUCAGUGCAUCUCGAUAUUCAGCCGAAGUCUAUCUUUGUCAAUGGUAAUGCGGACUGGAAAUUAUCUGGGCUUGGACAUUUGGUCAAACUCCCUCAAGGAACAAAUGUAAGUGACUAUACUAUACCUCAUUACGAUCCCAGAGUACCAUCAUUUUUAUACAUAGAGCUUGAUUUCGCAGCUCCAGAAUUAGUCUUGGAUGAAACAAUAUCACCAAAGAGCGAUUUAUUUUCCUUAGGUUUGUUAAUAUAUUACUUGUACUACGGGAAGUCCUAUUUCUCAUGUGAGAAUUCAUCAGAAUCAUAUAGAGUACAAUUCGCCAAAUUUGAAAAAAAAAUCGCGACUUUAUCAUGGGAUACUGUAUUCCAAAGAGUACCACCAACUCUAAGAUUCUGUUUACCCCGGCUAAUGAACCGGGAUAUUUAUUCAAGAUAUGACAAUAUUGUUGAAUUUUUAGAUAAUGAUUUUUUUAAGGACCCUUUGAUUCAAACAUUGCUCUUCCUUGAUGACUUACCAACAAAAACUAUUGAGGAGAAAUCCAUCUUUCUUAAAGGGCUAGUAGAACUUUUACCGAAAUAUCCUCUCCAGCUUUUACAGAAAAAGUUCUUGCCAAUUUUAAUUAGCAAUCUUGACCAACUUUGCACGAUGAAAGAAAUUCCUGAUGACUGUCUCAGAAUCAAUUUGCAAGUCAUUCUACUGAUUGGCCAAAAUAUUUCACAAUUAACUUUCCAAGAAAAGAUUUCUAGUCAUAUCUUAGAAGCACCCAAUGGAGAAAUAAUCAUGGAACAUGCUACUAAUGAAUUGAUUGAAAAUCUCCACAUAUUACAGACAAAGAUCAAGAAGGAAGUGUUUGAUAAAAUGUUACUAAAACCUUUAUUUGAAUAUGUUUGUGAGAAGCAGGAGAAUACUGCUGUCCAGGAAAAUUUGUUGAAGCAGUUACAAAUUGCACUUGAUACAUUUGACUUUGCUACAGCAAAGAACUUUUUGUCUCCUCUAAUACAAAAAUUAUUUACCAAAACUACCAGUGUCACUGUAAAAAAUGCUUGUAUUAAUUGUUUCCAAUUAAUGACUAUGUCUAACUUUAUGGAUGCUUACAUGAUUCAGGAAACUCUUUUGCCAUUGAUAGUUUCAAUGAAAACCAGAGAUGCAAGAAUUCUAAUGAAAUUUUUGGAGUUUUUCCCUCACUUGUACACAGCAAUCGAAGAUAAAGAGGAACUUGUAACGAAUUCGUUAAUUCCAGUCAUUUUUUCGUUCUCCAUGGCAACUACCUUAAACGCCACUCAAUUCAGAAAUUACUGCGAAUGCUUUAACAAUAUCGUAGGGAAAGUACAGAAACGACACAUUCAACAAUUACAACGGGAACAUUCAAAAACUCAAGAAAUGGAGUCUAAAGAUUUCACCAAAAUAAUAGAUACUCCAAUAGUCCCCUCUAGAAAGGAUACAGACAAUGAAAUAUCAAAAAGCAUUAACAUCCCUGUAAUGCAACCUAAACAGACAAAACCAUCAAUUGCGAAUACUCAAACGAAAUCUAUACUUCAACCUAGAGGUGCCCCAAGACCAAACACCCAAAAGAGCCCUAUCUCCACACCAACAAUGAAACCAACUUCUUCCCUGACCGAAAAUACAAGUGGAAAUAUAGCUUCAAGUUUCAAUAUGGCGAAGAAUAUGCCUACCAGCAAUAAUAGGACCGCUAAUAUGAAUAUGAAUAUGAAUAAUACCAGACCUUUAGAUACUCAUACUAACAGCGGUAUGAGAACAAAGUUAACUUCCCCGCCUACCCCACCAAAUGCUCAAAACUCAUCACAAUCCAUAAAAUUACCCCCAGGUUUUGGUAUAGCCCUUCAACCAAGCAAGAAAGCAUAA
Molecule: messenger RNA, 2382 nt
Organism: Kluyveromyces marxianus DMKU3-1042
Lineage: Eukaryota; Fungi; Ascomycota; Saccharomycetes; Saccharomycetales; Saccharomycetaceae
Gene: SCY1
Product: Scy1p
Exons: 1
Coding region: 1-2382 (793 amino acids)
Biological process (GO): protein phosphorylation
Molecular function (GO): protein kinase activity; ATP binding
Source: RefSeq, a predicted model, not a curated record